Messenger RNA from Topomyia yanbarensis, 7782 nucleotides. Its product is annotated as protein O-mannosyl-transferase Tmtc3-like. Bases 1914 to 5087 code for a protein of 1057 amino acids. Gene Ontology annotation, biological process: protein O-linked glycosylation via mannose. The transcript is spliced from 12 exons. Gene Ontology annotation, cellular component: endoplasmic reticulum. The record is from RefSeq and is a predicted model, not a curated record. NCBI's taxonomy places the organism in Eukaryota, Metazoa, Arthropoda, Insecta, Diptera, Culicidae. Gene Ontology annotation, molecular function: mannosyltransferase activity; protein binding.
CCAGCAGCAGCAGAUCCAUCCGAAAGUCAAAAGUACGACCAUGUGACGCUCGUCACGUCAGUCUCUCGGUAACUGCGACGGCAAACGGACGCGUUCGGGAAACAAGAUCCUUUUCGAUUCGGUAGAACAACAGCAAUCGUGGCAUCAGCACCGUCCUGGCACAUUUCGGUUCUGCUAGUGCGCCCUGGCAUUAAAGAGCCCAUUCGUCGUAGGCUUUAAGUCGCGUGACGGUCGCGUUACGGCUGGCGCUGGAAUCACAUCGGAGCUGUACGGCUAGCAGACUACCGCAGUGUGCUGGUCUUCUUAUUGGAAUCGUAACGGUAGUGUUGUGUGUGCGCGCGUGUACUCCAAUGUAGCGAGAGUGUAUGGAUUCUCACGGUUGAAGAGAACGCGGAGAGAGAGAGAGAGACGGGCAGCUCAAACAGCAGACAAUCCAAGUGAGCUGCUGUGUGUGAAUGACAGCAACCGAGCUGGGUAGUGACCAAAAAAACAGUUUGUGAUUUUCUUCGUUUGUUUGAAGCGUUUUUCAGUGAAAGAACUGUUUAGUGUCCUUCCGCGGACAAUCGAUGACCUGACCGGUCCUCUAGUGACAACGGGUGCGGAUCGAAUUAUCGUGAAAUUUAAACUCAAUUGCGCUGGUAAAGUUUUACGUUUCUGUCGCGGUUCGGUUCCAUUGAUAACGACAACAACAAACACAGUGUGACGGCAAGGUGGAUCCAGCACAGGUGUCUAAUUAGAAACGUAACUUGUUUCCUUGAACCGGGAACUCUUGGCCGAAGGUCGUGGACAGCUUUUGCCGGUCGAAGUGUGUCGCUGGAAGUUGUAAUAUUCCGGUACCGAUGCGGUGCUUCACGGAAGAAGCACUUGCCUGCUGACAAGUGUUUGUUUACAAUUUUGAAUACUGUUGUGAAGGCCUAGAACAUCGGGAUAAAUCUCGCACAUCUGCAGUGAGUGUGUAACAGCUGGAACAUUGGAGGGCUGUCUGUCAUCAUUGGUUCAUCCGAUGCAGUCCGGUAGUGUUGGACAGAAGAAAAACUAGACCAUCAUAUUGACGUUUUUCGGUGGUCCAGUUCCAGUUGUGCUUUGUUUUUACUGUUUCUUGCAUUCUGAUUGGACAAACUCUCCGCGUGUACCUGCUGCUGCUAAUACUGCAGAGCUGUAUGGGUGUGUGUGUGAAUGUUCCAUCGCCUGUGCUGACUGUGUUGUGCGGAUAAAUCCGAAAAAUUGAAUGAUUUAAAUUACGUCGUAAAAUAUUUCGAAAUAGCUAAUGAUGUUAGCAUAAUUUUGAAUCAAAGUGUGGAUUUCGGAAGCUGUCGCGGCAGGUUUCAUCAAAUCGAAUCGAUUCGAAUGGUUGGGCUAAAUUCUGUUCGAGUAUAAAAUCCUAUAAGAAAAAUCGGGUCAAAUGUGUGUUAGUGUUACAGUAUGCUGGUAGCAGCCGAAGAUUGGGCAUAGGGAGGAAAAGAUUGGGCUCUGAAAAAAAAUCUAUGUGUAGAAGUGUUGCGAUGUUACGCUGUGGGAUGCUGCAAGUGUUGAAAGAGAAGCGUUUUUAGUGCAAAAUGUGCGAUUGUGUUUGUAAUUUUCAUGUAUGCCAGUUUCGGUAAGGCACCAGCAGGCUCGGCGGUCGUCGUUAGUCGCCCCUAGGGGGAGGUGAAAUGUUUCCAGUGUCAAAUUAUGAGCGCAAUUCAAUUUUCGUCAAACCAGAAGGGCGAUAGGCAUUUUUUAUUCCGUUUAUAAAAUUUUCGUUGAUUUCACGUAGCGCAGAGUAACGAGAGUUUUGUUUCAUUAAUUGCUAAAUAUUUCGAUGAAGAUAAUGCGAAACGCGAGCGAAGUGCGGGUAAAAGUUAAUUAAACAAAGUAGAGGCGUAAAUGUUAUUUUAAACAACGAGACGUGGAAGAACCGCGGAAGAAACAUCAUGUCGUCUCAUCAUCUGUACGGGGCUCUGAUUGCACUGACCUGUGUGUUGUGCUACCACAACAGCCUGAACUGUGGCUUCGUGUUCGACGACAUCAGUGCGAUCAAGGAGAACCGGGAUCUGCGGCCGCACUCGUCCAUCAAAAAUGUCUUUCUCAACGAUUUCUGGGGGACGCCGAUGCAUAAGGAGCAGAGUCAUAAAUCAUACCGGCCGCUGUGUGUGCUGACAUUCCGGUGGAACUAUCUGCUGCAUGGGCUCGAACCGGCCGGUUACCAUCUGGUGAACGUGCUGCUUCACACCGUCGUCUCGCUGAUGUACUUCCGAAUGUGCGCAACGCUCCUGUCGGAGGUGGCCAGCUUCGCAGCGGCGAUGCUGUUCGCGGUGCAUCCCAUCCACACCGAGGCGGUAACCGGAGUUGUAGGCCGUGCCGAAACGCUGUCCUCGGUGUUCUUUCUGGCGGCGUUCAUCUUUUACACCAAGGCAACCCGGCGGAAAAAAUCUACCGGCUGGCGCUAUCUCUCGGUCGCGAUAAUGUUCGUCACAACGGCGAUGCUCUGCAAGGAGCAGGGCAUCACCAUCACCGGCGUCUGUGCGAUCUAUGAAAUAUUCGUCGCCCAAAAGAUCCGCCUCGGUGACAUCUAUCACUUGGCCCGGUCGGUGAUGAGUGGAAAAUCGCUGACUCUACCGAGCGGCUGGUGGCCGCACGAGGCCACUCGACGGUUGGCCGUACUGUGCGUAGCCACCGUGGCACUUUUGUUCGCUCGAUUGCAAAUUAUGGGCUCGCAGCUACCGGUUUUCACGAGAUUCGACAAUCCAGCGUCGGUGGCUUCGACGCCAACCCGGCAACUGUCGUACAACUAUCUGGCCUCGGUCAACCUGUGGCUGCUGCUGUUUCCGUGCGAUCUGUGCUGCGAUUGGACCAUGGGUACCGUCCCGCUGGUGGAAAGUUUUGCCGACCCGCGCAAUCUAAUCACCCUGGCCGCGUACGGACUGCUCGCGGUACUGGUUUGGGUGGCCUUCGCCCAGACCGAUCGGCAAAAGUCGGCGGUGAUUGUGAUGGGGCUCGCCUUCAUGGUGCUACCAUUCCUGCCAGCCUCGAACCUGUUCUUCCCGGUCGGUUUCGUAAUCGCCGAACGGGUCCUCUACAUGCCCUCGAUGGGCUUCUGCAUGCUGGUGGCGUACGGAUUUCAACUUCUCACGGAACGGUGGUCCCGCAAACUAUCCUGGUGCUGUCUAUGCUUCCUGCUACUGAGUCACUCGAUCAAAACCUACAACCGAAACGCCGACUGGGAGUCAGAGUAUACGAUAUUCAUGUCCGGUUUGAAGGUCAAUCAGCGGAACGCUAAACUCUUCAACAACGUUGGUCACGCACUUGAGAGUGAGGGAAAGUUCGAGGAAGCGCUUCAGUUCUUCCACAAAGCCGUUAGCGUCCAGGAGGAUGACGUCGGGGCACACAUCAACGUCGGUCGUACUUACAAUCACCUCAAGAUGUUCAAAGAAGCUGAACAAGCCUACUUAAAGGCGAAAUCGCUCCUACCGAAAGCGAAACCGGGUGAAUCCUACCAGGCGAGGAUAGCACCGAAUCAUCUGAACGUGUUUCUGAAUCUAGCGAAUUUGAUCUCGAAAAAUGCCACCCGACUGGAGGAGGCGGACCUACUCUACCGUCAGGCGAUCAGCAUGCGCUCGGACUACACUCAGGCGUACAUCAAUCGGGGCGACAUUCUGAUUAAACUGAACCGAACCAAGGAAGCGCAGGAGGUGUACGAGAGGGCGUUACUGUACGACAGCACCAAUCCGGACAUCUACUAUAACCUGGGCGUUGUCUUUCUGGAACAGGGAAAAGCCUCCCAGGCACUGGCCUAUCUUGACAAGGCACUGGAGUUCGAUCCGGAACACGAGCAGGCGUUACUCAACUCAGCCAUUCUGCUGCAGGAACUGGGACGACCUGAACUACGGAAGAUUGCCCGCGAGCGGUUGCUUAAACUGCUGGCCAAGGACGAAAUCAACGAGCGCGUUCAUUUCAACCUCGGUAUGCUCGCGAUGGACGAUCGGAACACGGACGAAGCGGAAAAUUGGUUCCGUCGGGCGGUUCACCUCAAGCAGGACUUCCGUAGUGCCCUGUUCAAUCUGGCCCUGCUGCUAGCCGACGAUCACCGGCCGCUGGAAGCUGCUCCCUUCCUCAACCAGCUGGUUAAGUACCAUCCGGAUCACAUCAAGGGUCUGAUCCUGCUGGGUGAUAUCUACAUUAACAACAUAAAGGAUUUGGAUGCUGCAGAAAAUUGCUAUAAACGCAUCCUCCAGCUGGAUCCAAUCAACAUCCAGGGCCUACACAACCUGUGUGUGGUAUACGUGGAGCGAGGCAAGCUUGUACAGGCCCAGUCCUGUCUGGCGCAUGCUCACCAGCUGGCACCAGGCGAAGACUACAUCCUGCGCCAUCUGCAGAUCGUCCAAACUCGGAUAGGGCGGCUGCGGGGAACACCCGGCACAAGCCGGGAGAAAGAAAUCGCCUUUACGGAGUUCGAUCCGCGGGAGUUCGGAGGAAACCCGACGACAGCGGAAACCGACUUCCAGCAGCUCAUCGCUAGCAGCAGCAGCAGCAGUGUAAAUAUUGAAAGCGAGCCGGAAGCUGCUACCGAGGCAAGCGAUGAUGGCAGCGCUAGCACCAGCAGUAGUAGUAGUGUUAGUACUGAUAAUGAUAAACAUAAUUAUUUGGAAACAUCAUUACCUCAAACGAACGAUGCGACUGAAGGAGAAAACAGCAGUAGUAAUAUCGGGAACGAUGACAACAGCGAUCCAAUUUUUAUCGAUGCGGAGGAAACAGUUUCGUCAUCGGCUGUGGCCAGCGGAAGCCAUCAGCAGCAGAAUGCGCCUAGAUUUAGCGACGAUACGACUAGUAGCAGUAGUAGGAGUAAAAGUAGCGGUAAGAGUAGUAGUCAACCUAGUAGUGGUAGCAGUGAGGACGCUGAUUCCCAGUUUCACCGUCAUCAACAGCAACACACUCACUAUCAGCAGCAGCAACAGCAGCAUCGGAGACGAAACGCUGCGCUGCACCAGACGGAGAGCGUCGGCGGUGGUAUCAGCAGCAGUGGCAGCAGUAGUAGUAGUAGCAGUAGCAUUGACGAACCUGCGCUGGUCGGGAAGGACCUAGAUAACCCGUCGUCCGGGAUGUCAUAGCAUCAAAUGCUUAACUACAAGUUAGACUGUUUCAAAAUUAAUUAGGACUGAACUGAACUGAACCUGCACUGAUAUUAAUGAUGGUGGGAGCGUGGUGUUGUUGAUGUACGAGUGUGAGUGUGAUUACAGCAAAGAGGCAUUUUGUUAGUAAUGAUUAUUGUACCCAAAUCUGGUAUUUUCUUAUUUGAAGAUAAGAAUAUUGAAUAGGACUACAUGGAAGAAGGAUUUUAUUGCAGAUGAAUUGGAUUGGUCACGUUCCUACUACCCAGAAGGCAGCGCAUGGUACCUGUCCUAGGAUGAAGCACCAGGUGUCUCCAUUAGUAAUUUAUAAGUUCUAAUCAUUGCAAAGAAAGGAGCUGAAACGUUGUGUCCUUACCAAGCAAUCGACCAUCCAAUUCAUAUCGCUAGGUUCCCUGUUUUAAUUAACACUGUUAAGUAAUCGUAGGUUUGCCAACAAAAACAACUUUAAAACAAAACCGAUAAGCGAUCUGCCAACAGUGUAAACAUGGAACAACAAACUCGUUAAACGUUAUUGCCCAACUCUUAACGCCCUCUUAAAGACUGUUCUUUGCAUUUUUUCAAACGAGACUGGUUCACUUCCAUGGCAAUCAAAUUUAUGUUCGUAUUUUUUCCCAUAUAAGUAGCGUUAUGAGUAUCAGACUAGAUGGGCCGGGCAAGAGGAUAAGGAAGAGAAUAUAAAACAGAAACCAACACCCAUUAGAGACCAUCAACUGUCAGAAUGAAGUACGUUAAAUUGUUACUUUUAAAAUUAUUGUUAUUUAUAGCCCCAUUUGAAAGAUGAAGAUGAUGGGAGUAUAUUUAUAGUGACAACAUUUGGAACGCGCAAAGCAGUAGGCGAAAAAGAAAGGUUUGUAAUUUCAAACGCUGACAGUCUGAAAAGAACCGCCUACUGUUUAGCUAAAAUGUUUCGAACUGUUUGAUUGGCCUGCAAGAAAAUGAACGAGACAAGGUGGAAACUAGUGUAAAUAGUCGAUCGCACUUAGUGCUAGCACUCAGAAUGAGACUACCCCAAGGAGGCUGCAAGCUUCCCUCACCUUGCAGUUGGAACGAAUGAGCGUACAGUUUGGUGAGUGCGAGAUGAAUGUCGUAAUGAGUUAAGAACUGCUGUUUGUUUUAGGAGUAACAUAAAAAAAUAAAAAAAACAAAUGAGAUGAAAUGAGACGUGAUCGGAAAGAUCGAGAGAGAAAGUGAGAGUGCAGAAGUAAAAAUAAAAUAUAUAUUUUCCCACGCAUGAUUGUGCCGAUAGAAACUUAAGACACUAGUAAAAAUAAAUGAAACCCGUUAGUAUUAAAACAAUGUGCGGUGAAACGAGUGUGCAAUUAUUGGUUGGAAAAUAAAAGACACUGGCACGAGCGAACGAAAAGAAAGACAGUCAUUGAUAUUUGCUAGAUGAUAUUGUUAGGAUUUUUUAUGAUAAAAGAAAAAUGUGAUCGUCAUUGUUCUCGGUGAUGCGAAUAGCUGUACUUAAGCAAAACGAAAAAAAAGAAAUAUGUCAAAUGAUGGGAGAAAUGCAUCUCUUAUGUUUGUAUCUAUUCAUGAAGCUAGCUUUUUGUGUUAGUAGUCACGUAUUGAGAUUAAGUGCUGAAGUAAAAAGGAAAACAAAAACUCUGUGUCCCAAAAAUGUAAACAAACAGACGCAUCAUUGGUUAUGAAUUGCAACAUAUAUGUGAGACAAGGUGUAACAAAACAUCACUUCUAUUUAAACGACCUAUGAUUAUGGGAAUAAGUUUGUAGUAACUAUGUAAACUAUUAGAUACUUAUAUUUUAUUUACUGCUUACGUAUCGUUGUAUUCGGUGAUGGGUUAGCAAAGGGAGGCAAACAUUUACACGAGGCUAUCUACAAUUUUGGUUUAUAUUAUUAAAUCGAUUGGUUUAGUUCAAGCGCUAAAAACACCAAGCGUCUCCACGAAACGUACUUAAUGUAAGCGCACGGUUGAUCAUUAUGAUUCUGUUUUUUGCGCCUACGAUUAUGCAUCCGUUUGUGACAGUCCGAUCACAAUUUCAAAAUGCUACCGAAUAGUCACAAUUCUCGCUACUGUAGAUUACAUCGCCAAAUCAUAUUUUCCGAUGACGCGAAUAACCCAACAAGCGUAAACUAAUGCAAAUUUCGGUUCAGAACCCGAAUAGGUUCGCGCGAAAUCAUAUGGACUUCGUAAACAUUGAAGCAAUCAAUUCGGAUGCAAACACUGAAAUCAGCAUUAUAUUAAUAGUUCAGAUUCUAUGUCGGUUUUUAUUUCUUCUGCAAACCGUACAAAACAGAACCCGGCGUGAUUCAUCCGGCAGCAAUAAAGAUAAUUUUAGAGUCAACAUAAUUCUGGCAGGUUAAAUUGCAAACCGAAGCGAUGGCACUUUUACAGCCAAACCACACCAAAUCAUUCGAUUCGGUGAAACGAGGGCUCGUGUAAAUAUUUGCAACUCAUUUAGUUUUAUGGGAGCUGUUCGUUUAGUACCUUAAUAAUAUAUAUACGAUUCCCAUUUGCCGUUUCGAAGCGGAUAUUUUCACAGUGAUUAACGGGGAAGCCUCCUGGGAAGAGUUUAGAGGAGCGAUGGUGGGGGAAUUAAUAUGAAAAAAAGAAGCGAACCUCCGCUGGAUCUCGUCCUAUAUUUAGCGGAAAUGAGAUUUGUUAAGUUGGAGAAAUGGUGGAAAGUACUCUAUUUAAGAAAAAUAAAUGAA